AUGGGUGCCGAUGUGGUCAAAUGCCAGAAGGCUGCAUCCCUUGUGUCGGCGUUGAAACGGCAAAAAGCCCCACCUGAAACUAUGCUGGCUGAGAACGAGAACAUUGAGAAGGCUAGGGAGCGGCCCAGUGCUCAGCCCGUCAGUGAGGAAGUCGUCAGUGACCUCUUGCAGGACUACCACGUCAGCCUGGGCCGUCUUUGCCAGUAA
Verticillium nonalfalfae is the source of this 207-nucleotide messenger RNA. RefSeq lists its product as uncharacterized. NCBI's taxonomy places the organism in Eukaryota, Fungi, Ascomycota, Sordariomycetes, Glomerellales, Plectosphaerellaceae. The record is from RefSeq and is a predicted model, not a curated record. The transcript has 2 exons. Bases 1 to 207 code for a protein of 68 amino acids.